UGAUCUGAAGAAGAAAUACAACAUAACAGCAAUUCCUAAACUCGUGAUUGUGAAACAAACUGGAGAAGUCAUUACAGACAAGGGAAGAAAACAGAUCAGAGAAAAAGGGCUAUCCUGUUUUCGAAACUGGCUUGAGAGUGCAGAUAUCUUCCAGAAUUUUUCUAGCUAA
Messenger RNA from Apaloderma vittatum (bar-tailed trogon), 169 nucleotides. RefSeq names its product nucleoredoxin-like 2 (gene NXNL2). Gene Ontology annotation, biological process: sensory perception; photoreceptor cell maintenance. The transcript has a single exon. The annotation marks the transcript as partial. The record is from RefSeq and is a predicted model, not a curated record. NCBI's taxonomy places the organism in Eukaryota, Metazoa, Chordata, Aves, Trogoniformes, Trogonidae.